Molecule: messenger RNA, 2644 nt
Organism: Antechinus flavipes (yellow-footed antechinus)
Lineage: Eukaryota; Metazoa; Chordata; Mammalia; Dasyuromorphia; Dasyuridae
Gene: LYSMD2
Product: LysM domain containing 2
Exons: 3
Coding region: 83-742 (219 amino acids)
Source: RefSeq, a predicted model, not a curated record
GCCCCGGUGAAGAGGGGGGCACGAGGCGCCGCCCCUUAACGGAGCGAGUUUCCCCAGCAGGCGGCCCCGGCUCGGCCGAGCCAUGGCGGACUUCUCCCCGGCGCUGUCCCUGCGGGAAGGUGGCCCCCGCGCGGCAAGGCAGCCGGCCUUGACUCCAACCCCCUCGCCGCCUCCGCCCCGCUCCCGAUCGGGCUCGGAGUCGGAGGAGGCCGAGCUGUCCCUGAGCCUGGCCCGCACCAAGACCCGCUCGUACGGCAGCACUGCGAGCGUGCGGGCGCCCCUGGCCGUCGUCGUCUGCGAGCGCCAAGUGCAGCAUCGGGUGUGCGCGGGGGACACGCUGCAGGGCAUUGCGCUCAAGUACGGAGUCACGAUGGAGCAAAUAAAAAGGGCCAAUAAACUAUUUACCAAUGAUUGUAUUUUUCUUAAGAAAACUCUGAACAUCCCUAUAAUAUCAGAAAAACCUUUAUUCAAUGGACUUAAUUCGCUUGAGUCUCCUGAAAAUGAAACUGUGGACAGCAGUCAUCUUUCUCAGGAAGAAGAGAUAGUUGAAGAUCAAGAAGAGAACAUCUCUCCUGUUUCUCAGGACUCUGAUAUCCAGUCCAUUCAGCCUGAAGAAGUGUCUGCCAAAGAUUUUCUACAGAGACUAGAUUUGAAGAUCAAGUUGUCAACACAGGCAGCCAGAAAACUAAAAGAUAGCAGAGACGAUGAAAGUCCCUAUGCAACAUCUCUCUACCACAGUUAAAUGAUUAAUAGACCAGACUUGGAAGAAGAAGCAUAUGGAUUUUGAAGAGUACAACUGAAGAUUCUGAAGGCUGCCUUUAGGAUUCCUAGUACAGAUUUCUGAGAGUCACAUACUGAUAAUUUCACUGACUGUAAUUGCACUGAAAUAAUUUGUCCCUUUUUGCCUUCUAUACCUUGAUGUCUUCAUUAUGGCAUGAUCAGUAAACUUAUAUUCUUGAGGUCACUCUUUUGUAGGAUGGCUUGAUCUUUAGGCUAGCUUUUGUAAAUAUUUAAAAUAAAGCACUAAGGACUUCUCAAUUUAAAUAAUCAAGAUAAAAACAUCAUUUAUCUUUGAAAAUCUAAUAGAUAAUAAUUGCUCUUUUGAUGAGUGAAUUUGCUGUGUGUUUAUAGUAUAUGAGGUGAAAUAUAUAUAUAUAUACACAUAUAUUUAGGUAUGUAUUACAUAUGCUGUAUUAUUCUGAAGAACCAAAUUUAUUUCUCUAUUUUGAAAAAUAAACUGAAAAAGUAUGAAUGAGAAAAUAAACUACGUUUAUAUACUUAAAAUUUUUACUUUUUUAAACAAAGGAAUAUAGAAGGCUUGCUGAUAAUAUUUUGAAAUACGGUACAGUAUGACAGAGUGGAUAAAAGGUGGUCUUCUAAUCAGAAAAGAUCUGCCUCUGACAGGUACUAGUCCUAUGACCAUAAAGAAAUCACUUCUCAGUCCUCCAGGCAAUACAUUACUCAUCUGCAUUAAUGGAAAAUGUUUCUAUAUUUAUAUAGUCAAUCAGUCACUUGACAUUUAUCAAAACACCUAAUACAAGCCAGGUAGUGUUAUAAGUGCUAGGAAUGCAAAGAAAGACAAAAGAUAGUCUUUUCUCAAAUAGCUUACAGUCUAAUAGAGAGACAACAUGCAAAUAACUGUACAAACAAAACAUGUAUAGGAUAAAUUGGAGCUAAUCAACAGAAUACUAGCAUAAAAGGGAAUCAGGAAAGGUAUCUCAUAGAAGAAAGAAUUUGUUUGAGACUUGAAGGAAGCCAAGAAGCAGAAGUGAAAAGGGAGAGCAUUCCAGAUGUGGGAGACAAUAGGUGAAAGUGUCUGCAGUGAGGAAAAGGGAAGUCUCAUGAGGAUAGCAGCAGCAAGGAAGCCAGUAUUACUGGAUCCCAGAAUUGGGAUGAGUAAACUGUAAGAAGAGUGAAAAGAUGGUGGUGGAAGAGCAGGCUACAAAGGGCUUUGAGCAUCACACAGGGCAUUUUGUAUUUGAUCCUGGAGGUGAAAGGGAGCCAUUAUGAGUGUUGAGUAGGAGGGUGAUGUAGUCAGACCUAUUCUAUACCUUCUAUCAAAGAAGUUUACUUUGGUUUUCAUUUAUUUGUUUAUUUGUUUUUAAUAAUAGGUUUUUAUUUUCAAAAUACAUGCAAAGAAAAUUUUUAAUGUUCACCCUUGUGUUCCAAAUUUUCUUUUUCUCUUCCCUUCACCCCCUUUCCUAGACAGCAAGUAGUCCAAUAUAUGUUAAACUAUGUACAAUUUUUCUAUACAUAUUUUCACAUUUAAGAAAGAUCAAUUUGACAGUUGAGUGGAAGAUGGAUUUUAGUGGAGAGAGAUUUGAAACAUUGAGACCAAUCAGUAGAUCAGUGAGAUGGUCAGAAGGUCAGAAGGAGAGAAGAGGGCAUAUUCAAGAGAUGUUAUGAAGGCAAAAUCAAUAGGACUUGGAACCAGAUUGGGUAUAGCUCUUAAAAGUUUACAUAGCAUUUUCUUUGAGAGAUAGUCAGUGUUAGUAUUUUUAUCUCUGUUUUACAGAUAAGGAAACCAAGCUUUGGAGAAGUCCAGCAUUAGAACUGAACUCAGAUCUUUGGAUUUCAAGAUCAAUACUUUUUCUUGUACAGUGGUGUUUCUAUCAUGUGUUAAUAAAUUUUUAUUUUAAUUAUA